AUGUUUAUCAUUUUAGGAAAACUACUUCAUCUCAAGAAGCGGAAGCGAGAAACUAAAGAAAACGAAUACCAAGCAACAAAACAGUCUGCUAACGAUUGCCAGCCACCUCGGAACGCAGAAGCAGAGGAAGCAGCUGAAUGGUUGCUGUUGAACACUGAUCCAUGGUCUGUUGUUCUAGAAAGAUGGAAAAUCAGCUACGAAGCACGAAAGGAUGAUUUAUUAUCCCAAAAGCGUAUCACCAGAAUUCUUACGACAUAUCCGCAAUACAGAUGCCCACAUGGUUUCCAACUGAUCGACAUUGAUUUCCAAAAAUGUUUUCCUAAAGCUGAAAACGGAUUAAAGAAACUGCAAUUUUUGGUGCCACUGAUCACGGAAUACAUUUCAAAGAAAGCUGUCGACCCAUCUGCGGUAUCGUUGCUUGAGGGACUGACUACUGAUAACGCAAGUAUUGAUAAGAAAAUUUGCAUACUUUUGCUAGCGCUGAACACUGUGCUUCCACCUAUUGCGGUUGCAUCACGUUUUAAGCCUACCAUACUCGUAGGACAACAGGAUACGCUGAUUUUUGUCGACUCUAAAGACCAAGCCCGAUCGAAAAUACAAGAUGUUUAUCGGAACUAUGAAGAUUUGAAUUUACCAAUUGUACCUAAAUUGAUUGUGGUUGGUAAUAGCUUGGACCAGCUCCAAGGAACAUUUUGGUCGUGUAUGGUGAUAUUUUCUAUGAGCUCCACUCAGUGUCCAGAUCCAUUGACGUUCUAA
Molecule: messenger RNA, 756 nt
Organism: Armigeres subalbatus
Lineage: Eukaryota; Metazoa; Arthropoda; Insecta; Diptera; Culicidae
Exons: 4
Coding region: 1-756 (251 amino acids)
Source: RefSeq, a predicted model, not a curated record